GCCAGAACGGAACGGCGGCCAGUUUAACGUUAGUUAGCGCCUCUGCAAAUCAAAGGAAUAUGGUUCCCUGAAACGUAUCCGAUGCGUUUUUACAGUUUAUUUACGGUGUACGGUGGCUUCAGGUUGAGAUGUCCGCAAACAGCGUGUUUUAUGGGCUGUUUUUCGUGUGUUCAACAGUUUUUUACCAGCUCGUGUUGACUGAGAAACCGGAUGAUGAUUGCCUCCAUUAUGUUUUGAGCCCAGACAGUGGUCUCCUCUCCACUAAGAACUAUCCAGGCGUGUACCCCAACAACUCGUGGUGUGAGAAGAAGAUAAGCGUCUCCAGCGGCCUCAGGAUCGUCCUCAAGUUUGAAGAUCUUUCCAUUGAAAGAGAGGACUGUGAGACGGACUAUUUGAAGGUUAUCAAAGAGAUCCAUGGGACCAAAUCUGUGUACUGGCAGUAUUGUGGGGGCCUCAAAGCCCACCCCAGGCUGUACUCUCCGAGCAACCACUCUCUGUACACGGACUCCAGUGAGCUCACGGUGAGCUUCCGCUCCAGCGUCCAUACCUCAGGCCAGGGCUUCCAGCUUUCAUAUUCGGCAGUGGACCACAAAGAACUGCUCACAUGCUCUGACAAAGGCUAUGCCUCCCUUUCAAAAUACAGGAAGUACUGUCCGGCCAGAUGUGGAUCGGCGGAGGGCGACGUGGUCGGGGAUGUUUCUCAGGGAUACUUACAGACGUCACUUUUAUGUAAAUCUGCAGUUCAUGCUGGAGUCAUCCUGGACCGAUUUGGAGGGCCAGUCAUAGUCGAGGAGCACAGGGGACUGGGGCGCUGUGAGGCUGUGCAGGCUAAUGGCAUUAUGUCCAAAAUGUCAAAAUGCAACUCAUCUGACUCAUUGUUCGCAUUUGUCACAAAUGACUGUAACAGACAGACUAUUCUUCAGCCACUCUCUGCUAGCUCCUCAUGGGAGAAGAGUGGUUUUGAGGGCCCUCGGGUUAAGCGGUCCUCCAAAGACACCAACACCGUCUCCCCUACAGGCAUGUGGAGCGCUGACCCGAACAGCAAACAGUGGCUACAGCUGGACCUUGGAGAAAAGAAGAGGAUCACAGGAAUUUUAACCAAGGGUUCAGCUACUUCUGACUACUUUGUGAGAAGCUUCAAAAUUAUGUACAAGGAGAAGAGUCGUUGGCGAACUUACACCCUGUAUAACAGCCUUGAAGAUAUGAUAUUUGAAGGGAACGUGGACAACCUCUGCCAGUCUCGCAACACCUUCCGUCCAGCCAUUACAGCACGUUACCUUCGUGUUGUCCCACUACAGUGGCACCAGGGGAUCGGCCUGACAGCUGAGCUGCUGGGUUGCCCUUAUGUCAGAGCCACUCCAGUGAGUACAUCAUCUCAGGUCACACAAGAGGCUCUGCCCACCAGACCCAAGCCUCCAGUGGAGGAAGCAGACAUCACUGAGCCUGUGCCUUCCCAGGCUGAUUUAGUUAAGCUGACCAUUAUUGUGGUGCCCACUGUCUUGUGUGUGGUUCUGCUGCUGCUGGGGAUCUGCCUCUGUAAGGUGCUUCACAAGAAGAAGACUAAGGAGAACACUUAUGACUCUGCAGAUCCACCACAAACAGCAGGUUGCUGGAAGCAGGUAAAACAUCCGUCUGCCAGGCACCAGUCCACCGAGUUCACCUUCAGCUACAGCUCAGAGAAAGACCCCCUCCCAAAAAUAGACCUGGUCACCAGUGACAUGGCAGACUACCAGCAGCCGCUCAUGCUGGGAGUGGGUACGGUGUCUCGGAAGGGCUCCACCUUCAGACCAAUGGACACAGACGCCAAGGACGAAGUCAACGAGGCCGCCACUCACUAUGACUACCUGCACACAGCCAAUCAGUACGCCCUCCCGCUGACCAAUCAGGAGCCUGAGUACGCCACACCAAUCAUAGAGCGACACGCCUUCCGAAAAGACGGAUUUCUGCCGGAUCCCAGCUACAGUGUUCCAGGGGUGGUGCUGAGUAAGAGCCCGUCAUUUAAGACCAAAGAAAACUGUAACUACAGAAAGGUGGUAGGGGCGCUUUCUGGUGGUUAUCAAACGCCCCAGGUCAAACGGGACAGAGCGAACCACUCAGAGGGGGUUUACGACAGCCCUAAGAUCAGGAAGCCUCUGGUUGUUCAGAACGGGGCCUGUUCAGAGUACCAGAGGCCCCAGGCCAAGGCUAAAGCACAGGAGAGCUACUCGACCCCACGAGACUGUGUCCGGCUAGACUCUACUGUCCCCUGCAGGCUGGACCCAGAGGGCAGCAGCCUGAGUGGAACCUGAACGGACUAAAAUGCACUGUGAUGUUUACCUGCUUUAUGUGAACUCCCGUAACUUAUUUCCACGUCUGAGAGCAGCACAUUUCCUGUUUAUUUGUAUAUAUGCAGUGGAAAAGAAUAGCCGUCUCAGUGAUGGUGGAAGUGUGCUCCGCGAUGGCAUGUUGUAUGCAGUGUUCUUUUUACUGUUGUGUAAAUUGGCUUUAUUGUCUUGAGAUUUUAUUAUUUUAUUUUUUUAAGGUUGCAGGGUUUGUUGUGAUCCAAAGCUUUGCCAGGAGCAGAGACAGAUGUCCUAAUGUGCACAGAAUAAUUUGCAGUGAGAAGUGGGAGAAACUCAUACCUCCUGUAGUUUGAGACAAUUUCUAUGCAUCUAUAAUGCAAUCGGUCAUCUCCAUUUUCUUGAGCUGCUGUUGUGAAUUACUGUGCUGAUUGUAAGACAGUCAGCUCUGGGGAGUAUUUCAUAAAGCAGGAUUUCUCUGUUUAACUGAAUCAUGUAAGACAAUAUUGAAGAUUGUCCUGCAGGAAGAUCCCUUGCCUCUUCUUGUAUUGGACAGGUUCAACUUCGGGCUUGAGUUAUCUGGGUGCUUUAUGUUACGUUCUGCAGAUAAGAGGAGAGGUCAGUCUGAGACUGGACAGUAGUAGGAUUGGACCUAGAGCAGAUCUGGGUGUCUCCUGGGGCCUCUACUCCAGUAGAUUGAUGGGAUGAUCCUGGGUUAAACAACAGGGAGCUUAUAGAACAUGCUCCUCUCUAGAGCCGCUUUACAAAGAUCUGGGUUCUAGCAUAGAACCUUUUCGUUAUGUGAAGGUUUUUUAAAGGGGAAUUCACCAUUUGUUUUUUUUUUUUCUAUAUUUCUGCAUAAUUCAUCGAGUUUGAGACUUGCCAAGUCAGAUAUUUUUACAAUGGUGGUGACGGGAACCAGGGGUCGAAUAUAGAGCCAUUUUGUUUACUGUUCGAAGUGACUAGUGAGCCUACAUGGCGUCUUAUUUUUAUUGUAUUGUUGAUAUUCGUAAAAUGGUGAUGCAGUUGACAAAAACAAGUUUUCUUUGAGGACUCUUGUCAAUGUGUUUUAAAAAGUAUUUAAACCAAAACCUUCCCAAAUCUCUAGUAAAGCAGUGUCUUAGGUAUCAGGCAACAUAUUCGUAACCAUUUCAUGUAGUAAAUUACUGUGAGAGCUCUUGGAGGCUCUUCAGAUGUCUGGUUUUCAUCACCACCGCUGUAAAUAAUUCUGAUGCAUUUCUUUACAACACAGAACUUCAGACCACACUGAAUAACUUUACAUUUUAACCACUUAAUUAUGCAGAAAUUUUGAAAAAUUGGUUGAAUAAACUACUGGAUCAGUCUGUUCAGAAUGUGGCUUCCAUGCCUGUCACAGAUUUUUGGAGCAGUCACCUAAGAAGUUAAGAAGUCAAAGACCUCACCGUAGCUCUAUGUGAACAUGCUAAUUGUGUGUGAACAGCAGCACCUUUUGAAAUUACUUUGAUAUGGAGAUUCUAAGGUGUGAUAGGCGUUGAGUGAGAAACAGAUCAGCUGCUUUCAGAUCAGUGAAACAUGGCUGUUCCUAGUUGUGGCCUUUCUUCAUGCAAUGAGAGUCUGGGCGUCCUUAUCACUGACUGCUGUUUAGCUCAGAUGUGUCCAGAAUUCAUGAUUGCUGGGUUUAAAUCUGGCAUUUAGCUGCAGGUUUUUUUUUGUUCUAUUUGUAUUUGAAUUGUUGAACUGACCUGAUCGAGACGGAUCUUUUCUCAGCGUCCUGUUUUGUAGCAAACGCUUCUACCCCAGUGCUACUUUGAACAUGCUCUGUUCAAAAAAGACUUUUAUUAAUACAAUUUAAAGGCUGAGCCAUGUUCAGUGGUACUGUCUGUCUUUUGAAUUUGUGUACAUAUUCAUGUACAGUUUUGAAAUGUAUAUUGUGAAGAGAAAAAAAAUGUGUUCCAUUGGUUAUUUAAAGUGCCUACAAGGUGGGCGCAGCUGCUGAAUUAAAGACAGGUCUCGGGUCUUCACUGGACAUGCUUUCAUUUCAUGUUUAAGUGAUGAUGACGUGC
Colossoma macropomum (tambaqui) is the source of this 4321-nucleotide messenger RNA. RefSeq names its product discoidin, CUB and LCCL domain containing 1 (gene dcbld1). The transcript is spliced from 15 exons. The record is from RefSeq and is a predicted model, not a curated record. Bases 129 to 2288 code for a protein of 719 amino acids. Lineage: Eukaryota; Metazoa; Chordata; Actinopteri; Characiformes; Serrasalmidae.